CUCUCAUUUCGUGUUUAUUGCACAUGUCUGGGCCAGCGCGAAGUUUCCUUUUUAACUCGAUCCUCUUUCUCUUCUUUUCUCAUCAUCUCUUCUCUUUCACUCUCCACGACCCCUCCCUAAGCUCGCUCCAUCCGUGUUGACCACAAUGGCUGGCUUUCGCUUUCUGCAUUUGAUCAGGCCUUUCAUGGCUGUCCUGCCCGAAAUUGCUGCUCCAGAACGCAAGGUACCUUUCAGGCAAAAGGUUCUUUGGACUGCUGUCACCUUGUUCAUUUUCUUAGUCUGCUCUCAAGUUCCUUUGUAUGGUAUCAUGUCUUCAGACUCGUCCGAUCCCCUCUACUGGAUGCGUGCCAUCUUGGCCUCCAAUCGUGGAACCUUGAUGGAACUUGGCAUCACUCCCAUUGUCACAUCUGGCAUGUUCAUGCAGCUCUUGGCUGGUGCCAACCUAAUUGAGGUUGACUACAGUCUCAAAGAGGACCGCUCUCUCUUCAAUGGAGCCCAAAAAUUGUUUGCUGUCUUGAUCGCUUUUGGUCAGGCUACUGUAUCGGUUAUGAAUGGAUUGUAUGGACCUCCUUCCGAGCUGGGUGCUGGCAUUUGCCUUCUUUUGAUCCUCCAGUUGGUUGUUGCUGGUGUUAUCGUUGUCCUGUUGGACGAGCUCUUGCAGAAAGGCUAUGGUCUUGGAUCUGGUAUCUCGCUCUUCAUCGCUACCAACGUCUGCGAAACUAUUCUCUGGAAGGCUCUCAGCCCCACCACCUACAACGUUGGCAACGGUCCCGAGUUUGAGGGUGCUCUGAUAGCUCUUUUCCACCUUCUGUUCACUCGCUCCAACAAAUCCCGUGCCCUCAAGGAGGCUUUCUACCGUGACAACUUGCCUAAUGUUAUGAACUUGUUGGCUACUAUUCUUAUUUUCGGAAUCGUCAUCUACCUCCAAGGCUUCCGUGUCGAGCUUCCCGUCAAGUCUUCCCGCUUCCGUGGUCAGCGUGGCACUUAUCCCGUCAAGCUGUUCUAUACUUCCAACAUGCCUAUUAUGCUGCAGUCUGCUCUGACUUCUAAUAUGUUCAUGAUCUCUCAGAUGGUCUACAACCGCUUCCCUGACAACAUUCUUGUUCGCAUCUUCGGUACAUGGUCUCCUUACCAAGGCACUAACCAGAUGAUUGCCUCAGGUGGUCUUGCUUACUACAUGUCUCCACCCCACAGCAUCACUGAGGCACUUUUGGAUCCCAUUCAUACUGUUGUCUAUAUUACUUUUAUGUUGACCGCUUGCGCUCUUUUGUCCAAGACCUGGAUUGAGGUCUCUGGCUCAUCCCCCCGUGAUGUUGCCAAGCAGCUCAAGGACCAAGGCAUGGUUAUGGCUGGCCAUCGUGAUGCUUCAAUGUAUAAGGAGUUGAAGCGCGUCAUCCCUACUGCUGCUGCCUUUGGUGGUGCUGUCUUGGGUGCUGUCUCUGUCUUUGCUGAUUUGAUUGGAGCCAUUGGAUCCGGAACCGGUAUUUUGCUUUGCACCACUAUCAUCUAUCAAUACUGGGAGAUGUUUGUCAAGGAGAGCAUCGAGAACUCUGGUGAUGCCCUUGCUUUCUAAAAACGCCUAUUGGCCCAUGAGUAUAUUAAAACUUUUUAUUAUUUGAGGGUCAGGAAUAAGAGAUAAGGACAGAACGCAGCUCCUCACAUUAGAGACUUUAAACCAUUUUACGCUUUUAUACAACACCAUGCCAC
Messenger RNA from Lobosporangium transversale, 1707 nucleotides. Its product is annotated as SecY protein. Gene Ontology annotation, molecular function: ribosome binding; signal sequence receptor activity; transmembrane protein transporter activity. The transcript has 4 exons. The record is from RefSeq and is a predicted model, not a curated record. Lineage: Eukaryota; Fungi; Mortierellomycota; Mortierellomycetes; Mortierellales; Mortierellaceae. Gene Ontology annotation, cellular component: Sec61 translocon complex; membrane. Gene Ontology annotation, biological process: SRP-dependent cotranslational protein targeting to membrane, translocation; post-translational protein targeting to membrane, translocation. Bases 146 to 1573 code for a protein of 475 amino acids.